AUGUGCCUUUUAUGCAACAAAGUUUUGGGCAAUGACGCUAUGAAACCAUCUAAACUGCAAGAUCAUCUGAGAAGAUGUCACCCUGAUAAAACAGAGAAAGAUUUGAAAUACUUUCAAACACUCAAAGAUAAAUUUCAGAAGAGACCUACACCGGACAGAAUGCUCGCUUCGACGUCACAAAGAAAUGAUGAUGGUUUGCGGUCGUCUUACAAUAUCUCGUUACUUAUAGCAAAAUCUGGAAAACCGCAUACUAUCGGAGAGAAGUUCAUUUUGCCAGCCGUUGAAGAGGUUUUAAAAACUGUUUUACACAAACCUGCAUCUGAUAUCAUUAAAAGAAUUCCCUUAAGCAACAAUACUGUUGAAAGACGUAUUGAUGAAAUGAGUUCUGAUAUUGAAAGCUUCUUAUGUAAUUAUUUGCAAACGACCCAUUUCUCUAUACAACUGGACGAGUCAACUUUACCUGAUAAUGCAGCGUUAUUAUUGGCAUAUGUUCGUUUUAUUAUGAAUCAAGAAAUCUACGAAGAGCUGCUCUUCACAAGAACUUUGAUAACCGACACUAAAGGUGAAUCAAUAUUUUAUGUUUUGAAGGAUUACUUCAUUGAAAAAGCAAUUCCUUUAUCAAAUAUAAUAUCAGUAGCUACAGAUGGAGCACCUGCCAUGGUUGGACGUAAUCGUGGAUUUAUAAGCUAUUUAAAACAAAAUGUGUCAGGGGUGUUAGCAAUACAUUGCGUCAUCCAUCGACAACAUUUAGUGUUAGAUGUUGAGUGUUAG
This is a messenger RNA of Acanthoscelides obtectus, 771 nucleotides long. Lineage: Eukaryota; Metazoa; Arthropoda; Insecta; Coleoptera; Chrysomelidae. The record is from the annotation of a GenBank genome assembly.